AUGGUGAGUGUAUUAAUGAUCAUUCACCAUAACUACCCAGUGAUGGAUCACUACAAGCCAGAGGAGUGUUCAGUCUGUCUUAUCAAUUAUGACGAAGAUCUACGGCCUCGCUCACUGCCGUGUGGGCACUCAUUCUGCUCCAAGUGUGUUGACAAUGCUAUCAAGAAUGGUCAGCUGACCUGCCCCAGCUGCCGCACCCAGCACAGUGCCCGAGCUGCUGCUCACCUCCCUAUUAAUUAUGGUAUAGAGGCAUGUGUCAGGAAACUAAAACAAUACCAGCUUAUGCCAAUGGGAACUUCAACAGCAAAACGCUGCCAAACUCAAACUGGUGUCGCCAGCAAGAAGUUACGUUCUAUGGUGGAGGAGCAGAAGAGCAGUAUCAGAAGCCUUAUUACUGAGCGUGAAGAGGUACUGUCCCAGCUGGGUGAGUACCGGGGGCAGCUGAGUGACUGGAAGACUCGACACCUCCAACUCCAGGAGAGACUGGUAGAGCAGAACAAGGCCGUAAUGAAACUCUUAGAACAGGAGGAUGUCAGAGUGGUGGCUAUGACAACACAAGGAGAGGAAGUGAUGACUCUGCUGCAAGCCAUGUUGGGAAGCCUUGACACAGCCAACUCUAUAGACAACGCCGAUACUGCCAUUGAUACAGCUGUUGAGGGUAAUGUGGAGGUGCAACAUUGGUUCCAGAAGUGUCAGGCGCUCUUCCCGGAUGUCAACACUGUGUACAUCUCAGUGAAGGUGCAGGAGACCAUCAGGAAGGCCCUGGAUAUUAUAAUGACCACAGUGGCAGGUACCACAACUGAUCCCGUACACCUGGGAGACUCAGCCUCCAGCAUCAUGAAUAAAGUUCGAGAUAUCACUGGAGAGAUCACCAAGAAGCCAUUAACUGUAUGUUUAUCAUCCUUUUGCAUUCCUCUUUCCCUUUCCGUAGAGUAG
Messenger RNA from Procambarus clarkii (red swamp crayfish), 936 nucleotides. NCBI's taxonomy places the organism in Eukaryota, Metazoa, Arthropoda, Malacostraca, Decapoda, Cambaridae. The record is from RefSeq and is a predicted model, not a curated record.